GGUAAACAAAGUUUGUUUCAAAAUAACAACACAACAAUCGUGGGCACCGCCAAAAGUAAUAUUUUUAAUAGUUCCGGAGUUAAAUUUUGGAAAUUUCCAUUAAAACUAAAGCUAAAGUGAAUACAAAUGGCUCAAACUACCGUCCCAAACCAGUCCACGUUGUUGCCACUUGAACUGGUGGACAAAUGCAUCGGUUCUCGGAUACACAUCAUUAUGAAAAACGACAAGGAAAUCGUCGGCACGCUGCUUGGGUUCGAUGAUUUCGUUAAUAUGCUGCUGGAGGAUGUGACAGAGUACGAGAACACCUCCGAGGGAAGACGAAUCACCAAGCUGGAUCAGAUUCUUUUGAACGGCAACAACAUAACCAUGCUUGUUCCUGGAGGAGACCUACCGGAGGCUAACUGAGUGUACAGCAGUGUGAAUUGUUUUCAUUGUAUGGACUGAAAAGACGGUAUGAUUUUUUGUAAUUUA
Molecule: messenger RNA, 471 nt
Organism: Armigeres subalbatus
Lineage: Eukaryota; Metazoa; Arthropoda; Insecta; Diptera; Culicidae
Product: U6 snRNA-associated Sm-like protein LSm5
Exons: 3
Coding region: 127-405 (92 amino acids)
Biological process (GO): mRNA splicing, via spliceosome
Cellular component (GO): U4/U6 x U5 tri-snRNP complex; Lsm1-7-Pat1 complex; U6 snRNP
Molecular function (GO): RNA binding
Source: RefSeq, a predicted model, not a curated record